UGGACAGAAAUAUAUCUUAUUAAGGGUAACAAAAAACACAGUAUCUAAACUACGCGAAAAACGCAUCUGAAGUGAUUUGAAUGAAUCUAGCUUUUUGGGGGAGAGAAACAUCUGUCAGACGAUUUCCCUAUCUCCGGAGGACACAAAGAAUGGCAACUGAAGUGCAAGCAAAACUGGCAAUCGGACCCAGGGAUGGGAUCCAGUAUCCUUUAUCAAUUCAGUAUUGUGGCAACUGCUCGAUGCCGCUGGAAUAUUGUGAAUACUAUCCAGAGUACGAAAAGUGCAAGCAGUGGUUGGAGAAAAAUCUUCCGGAUGAAUUUCUCAGAAUAAAACUUGGUACAUCAGAUGGUGUUACCGGUGGACCCGUUAAGGUGGCCGGCUCUGCCGAUGGUGAUGAUGCAGCAGGUGGUGGUGGCGAAGAGGAUAAGAAACGUCAGAAACGUGGUGGUAAGGGUAUGAUGAAAACCAAAAAAGCCAAAGACGACGUUCCGAAAAAGAUUUGUCUUUCCCGCUCGGCUCGAGGCAAAAAGAAGUCGGUUACGGUUGUCACUGGAUUGGCAACGUUCGACAUCGAUCUGAAAGUUGCGGCCAAAUUUUUUGGAACCAAGUUCGCCUGCGGUUCUUCUGUAACCGGGGAUGACGAGAUCGUAAUUCAAGGCGAUGUGAAGGACGAUCUGUUCGAUAUCAUUCCUGAAAAAUGGCCUGAAAUUGAUGAGGAUUUCAUCGAAGAUCUUGGUGAUCAGAAGCGGAGUUAAGCUUGAAAACUUAUAUUCGUGUUUCUGAUUAUGGCGCUGUUUUAUUUUAAAAAUAAAUCAUUUCUUAA
This is a messenger RNA of Toxorhynchites rutilus septentrionalis, 823 nucleotides long. RefSeq names its product density-regulated protein homolog (gene DENR). Gene Ontology annotation, biological process: formation of translation preinitiation complex; translation reinitiation. The record is from RefSeq and is a predicted model, not a curated record. Lineage: Eukaryota; Metazoa; Arthropoda; Insecta; Diptera; Culicidae. The transcript has 2 exons. Gene Ontology annotation, molecular function: mRNA binding; translation initiation factor activity. The coding region runs from base 81 to 755 and encodes 224 amino acids.